AUGAUCAGGGAAUCGCAGCAGCAACACAGAGAGGAGCAAUCUUUAUCCUCCACAUCUUCCGAACAACAACCUAUUGAAAAUCCAUCAUCGUCAUUAUCACAACCACCUCUUCUACUCAAGGAACGGAUUCGAGCCAUGUUUAUUGCCCAUGGCUCUCCGACUCUAUGCAUUGAACCUUCUCAUGGCAUGAAUCAAUUACUUUCCAACCAAGUGGCUUUUCAAUUUAAAAACAAGCGACCAAAAGCAGUGGUAGUAUUUACUGCACAUUGGGAAGCUCAUCCUCAUGUGGCCAUCAGCUUCCAUGAUUCCUCGACCACCUACGAGACCAUUCAUGAUUUUUAUGGCUUUCCACGAGAAAUGUAUGAAAUUGAAUAUCCUGCUAAGGGAGCUCCUGAAGUUGCUCAAAGAAUCGAACAAUUACUUCAACAGAAUUCCAUUCCAACACGAAGAGAAAUGAGACGAGGAUUAGAUCAUGGCACUUGGGUCAUUCUGAAAGCUCUCUUCCCUGAAGCCAACGUUCCAGUAGUUCAGUGCUCCAUUGACGAGAAGAGCUCUGUCGAACAUCACUACAAGAUUGGAAAAGCCUUAGCUCCAUUAGCUUAUGAAGAUGUUUUGGUGAUUGGCUCUGGAGCGACUGUUCAUAAUCUGGGACGAGUGAGCUGGGGAAAGAAAACUCCAGAUGCAUGGGCAGUGGAGUUUGAUCAAUUCUUGGUGGAUAACAUUUCCAAAUGGAAUACAGAUGCCCUGUUUAAAUAUGACCAAUUAGCUCCCCAUGCGAAACAAGCAGUACCAAGAAGUGAACAUUUUGUUCCACUCUUUGUGGCAAUGGGUAUGGCUGAUGAAACAAAGAAAGGAGAUGUUCUAGAGAGGUUUUAUGACUUUGGAAGCUUGAGUUAUUUGAGCUUUGUGUUUUAG
Naegleria fowleri is the source of this 915-nucleotide messenger RNA. RefSeq lists its product as uncharacterized. The transcript is spliced from 2 exons. Gene Ontology annotation, molecular function: ferrous iron binding; oxidoreductase activity, acting on single donors with incorporation of molecular oxygen; zinc ion binding. The record is from RefSeq and is a predicted model, not a curated record. Bases 1 to 915 code for a protein of 304 amino acids. Lineage: Eukaryota; Heterolobosea; Eutetramitea; Acrasida; Naegleriidae.